Messenger RNA from Quercus robur (English oak), 849 nucleotides. Its product is annotated as putative disease resistance protein RGA4. The transcript has a single exon. The record is from RefSeq and is a predicted model, not a curated record. Gene Ontology annotation, molecular function: ADP binding. NCBI's taxonomy places the organism in Eukaryota, Viridiplantae, Streptophyta, Magnoliopsida, Fagales, Fagaceae. The coding region runs from base 1 to 849 and encodes 282 amino acids.
AUGGCGGAAGGAGCUCUUUUCGUCCUUGCCGGGAAAGUCCUUGAAGUAUUGGGUUCCUUAACACUCCAAGAGAUCAAGUUCGCUUGUGGUGUCAAACAUGAGCUUGAAAAUCUGAAGAGCACAGUUUCCACAAUCCAGGCUGUGCUUCUAGACGCAGAAAAGCAGGGUUCUUAUAACAACGAGGUCAAAAAAUGGCUCAACAAGCUUAAAGAUGUCUUCCUCGAUGCAGAUGACUUGCUGUAUGAUUUCUCCAACGAAGCUUUGCAACGCAAAGUGAUGACUGGAAAUAAGAUGACGAAGGAGGUACGCAUUUUCUUUUCAAGUUCAAACCAACUUGCUUUUAGUCUUAAGAUGGGUCAUAGAAUAAAGAUAAUUAGGAAGAGACUAAAUGCCAUUACAAAAUAUAAGGGGCACUUCCACUUUAUUCAAAGCUCCAUUGAGCCACAAGUCAUGAAUAGGGAUGGGGAAACUUAUUCUUUUGUAUUGGAAGAAGAUGUGGUUGGUAGAGAGGAUGAUAAGAAAGAAAUUAUAGAACUUCUUUUGGAUGCCAACACUGUAGAGAAUGUGUCAAUUAUUCCAAUAGUUGGGAUCGAAGGUUUAGGGAAAACUACACUAGCUCAACUCAUAUACAAUGAUGAAAAUGUCAAAAAUAAUUUUGAGCUGAAGUUAUGGAUUUGUAUAUCUCAUGACUUUGAUGUAGAACAUAUUGUGAAACAAAUCUUAGAAUCUUUGGGAAAUAGAAGGGAUGAAGAAAGGUUUGAGAAUUUAAAAUAUGACCUUCGAGAAACAAUUAAUGGAAAAAAAUACUUCAUUGUCUUGGAUGAUUUGUCGAAUAAGGAUACUGAUUGA